GCUUGCUGUUGAUCGAAAUACUCGGUAAAAUAUUGGUAAAAGAUUUGCUAAUGAUGCAGCCGAUGAAAUGUACGUUAUUGUUUACAUGUUACUUUGAAACUAACAGAAGUUCAAUUUUAACCAGUUUUACUGCAGCAGGAGUGCUGUAGUUGGAUCUCCCUGGUGUCCUGUUAACAACACAUGAAGCUGAGUAUUAUCAUUCCUGGUCUGUGUCCAUCCAAAAGAAAGAUGUUAUAAAGUGUACCAUGGAGACCGACAGGCUAUCAAAACCCCCUGAAGACAAAGUAACUUCAGUGAAAGGACUGACACAGACCUGGCAGAAAUGGUCUGAAGAUCACAAGGAUUAUCAGAAACACAAUCCAUUUACUAGUGAUGAGGUGAUGGCCUUUCGUCCCGUGUGGGGUCAGAAGUACUACGGCAAACCACCGGAGGGAUCUCACACUGAGCGCAGAGGGAUGGAGGCUCACUCCCACAUUGGCAGGGAGGUGACAGAGCUGUGCCAGAUUAUUAGAGAAAUUGGGCAAAGGCGAGGAGACGGGAGACGGGAAAUUGAGUUUGGCACGCUGUUUGCACAUUAUGUCUCAAUUUCGAACAAGCUGGUGGGAGUGCUGCUCCGGGCACGGAAACAAGGGCUUGUGCAAUUUGAGGGAGAGAUGCUGUGGCAAGGGAAAGACGAUCGAGUGCUUAUCUCACUGCUUCCAUAAGCAAUUAUUAAAAUACAAAUGAAUGAUAAAGAUUAAUCGCUUUUAAUUGUAUGGAGUGCAUUUGGAUCAGGCCAAUAUUCUUGGCUUUUCUCUUACUGAGUUCACAGUUGCAGCAAAACUACAAUUCUGUUCUGAUUGUGUGGACUUGACUCAGUGACACAUGCAUUAAGGGAGCAGUGUGUAAUCUUUAGAGUAUUCUGCAGUCUGCUCAGGAACUUGCAACUGCAGUGAAAACAUUUACACGAUUUCCCAGCUACCUUUAACCCCUCUGCUGAAAUAUUUAUGCCAGUAUUUGUCAGUUUCUGUUUAGGAUAAAAGAUGGAUUUUUUUUUUUUUUUUUUUUUUGCUGUCUUUGGACCAUGUUUUCAUGGCAGUUUUAAGGUAUCCAAGGUGUCUUGUGUAAUCUACACAUGAAUAUUUGCAUGGACUAAAAACUUAUUAAUUUGCCCAUAGAAUAUACUGAAUAUAAAGUGUUAAUAUAAUUUAUUAACACUUUAUGAAGCAGGUUUUACUGGAAACAAAGUAACAAAACAAACUAACUGUGUUUUCACAAUCGAAAGAAUGAUAUUAAAUUGAUGCACAGGAAAAUAAAUAUAAGAAACAGCUUUUCAGUUUGAGACCCAAUACAUUUAAAUUCACCUCUUUUACUUAAAGCUUUGUUAGCUUUGCCUUUUUUGUGUUUAAAUCAGCUGUGGCAUAUAUGCGGCUGGUAAUUUUCAGCUGAACAUAUACCCACAAGUAUGGAUGUUUAUAGCUUCCAAAUUUGCUGUAAAUUAAUUGGAAACGUAUAGGUUGGUUUGUUUGCUUAUGCAAACAUUUUAUGACGUUACUAAAAAGAAUGAUAAAUGAGGCCCAUUUACUUAACUGAAAUUCAUUAGAAUUAAAAUACCCAAUAAAAGAAUCACAUGCUACUAAAUCUAAAGAUAUUGUACUCGGCACAGUAUAGGAGUAUAGACGAAUUUUAUCCGGUUAUUUGGGCGGACAUAGCUACCUAAUGUUAUCUAGUUACCUACCUAAAAUCAUAUUUGCCAAGGACUGUUCAGUAAACAGAUUCUUGUGCACUCACCAGUUAAAAUAAAACUGUCCACUUAUCAGUCAAAAUAACUGUUAAUUAAAAUGUUCAUCCGCCAAAAAGUUUCAGACAGUUGCAAAUUUCCAGUCUGUCUGUGGAAAGAGUAAAAUAUUUAAUAUAUUAAUCUUAUUCUUUUGGCUUUUCCCUUCAGGGGUCGCCAGAGCGAAUCAUGUCUCUCCACUUCUCAUGUUCUGCAUCUUCAACACUUGCACCCACUAGCUUCAUAUCCUCAUUAAUUACAUCCAUAUACCUCUUCUUUGGCCUUCCUCUUUGCCUCCUGCCUGGCAGCUCCAUGUCCAACAUUCUCCUACCAAUAUACUCACUC
Molecule: messenger RNA, 2101 nt
Organism: Tachysurus fulvidraco (yellow catfish)
Lineage: Eukaryota; Metazoa; Chordata; Actinopteri; Siluriformes; Bagridae
Product: actin-binding Rho-activating protein-like
Exons: 2
Coding region: 246-704 (152 amino acids)
Biological process (GO): positive regulation of Rho protein signal transduction
Molecular function (GO): actin binding
Source: RefSeq, a predicted model, not a curated record